This is a messenger RNA of Acytostelium subglobosum LB1, 1161 nucleotides long. RefSeq lists its product as hypothetical. The record is from RefSeq and is a predicted model, not a curated record. NCBI's taxonomy places the organism in Eukaryota, Evosea, Eumycetozoa, Acytosteliales, Acytosteliaceae. The transcript has 2 exons. Bases 1 to 1161 code for a protein of 386 amino acids.
AUGAAUGUUGACUCUUCCAACAAUAGCAUAGUGACAUGCCAUGUCAAUGCCACCCUCACACCAGGCAUGGGUAACCUUAACAUCAGUGUCAAUGGUUAUCCUUAUCACUCUGCCCUCGUCCUGGAGAUAAGCAAGAAUGGAACAAAGAAUGACUGUGGAGACAAGUCAUUGUGUUCGAUGAAUGGAACUUGUGUGAAUGGAUUGUGUCAGUGUAAUGAUGGUUAUGGUGGAUAUCAUUGUGAGAAUAGAUUGUUGAAUCAGGUGAUGCCUAUUCCAGAUAAUCAUUCACCAUCGUUCACAAUUGGUAGUGAGGAAUUACAAUACCAAUUCAAUGUUGUGGCUGUCCAGGAAUUGGAUCAAUUCAAUAACAUAGUCCAAGAAGUACUCACUACCAAAUGGGUUGCCAGCACCUCCAACAAGUCCAACAUCAUCACCAAUCAAUACCAACUUGAUAAGACCAACUACAACAUAUCAAUCCAAUUCCAGAUGUCAACCGAGCCACGUAUCGUUGAGUUUGCCGGUGACAUUGCCAAAUAUCCAGCCAACUCAUUGAAGAUGAUGAUAUCCAUCUACGACUGGAACUACUUGUCCAACCUCAACUCGAUCAGAGUGGUAUUCCUCGAUAAAGCAAAUGACUUGAACAUCAGCGAGUGUGCCACACACUUGUCAACGAUCAAUCAAUCGGACUAUCUCUACAACAUCAAGUUCAUCAAGGUUGUCAAGGGUCCCGUCACAUACUUUGCCAGAUUCCUCCCACACGCUAUGGUCAAUGGCAGGAUCAGUCGUGCCCUCAACCAGAUCAUCAAUGCCACCGUGACCACAGGCACGGGUUCAUCAUACAUUGGUACAGUGUUGCCACUAUGUCAACAAUGUUUGAUCGAUCCAGACUUCUCAGUGUUGACAUCUAUUGAUGAUGGAAGUGAUAACAAUGGAGGUCAUUCAAACAACACAUUGUGCAAUCCAGGACCCACCACUACAGAGAAGCCAACAUUGACUGCACCAUCAUCAUCAAUGAGCACUUGGAAGAUUGCUACGAUAGCUGUUGUACUUGGUGUUGUUGGCAUUGCCGCUGCCACUGCAGCCGUACUAGUUCACAAGCAUCGUAUAACUACCAAGAGAGAGAAUAAGCGAAUUGAAAUGAGGCUAGCUUCAGUCCAAUAA